CAAGUGUUUUGUUUCAUUUAGCGUCAGACUCAAGAUGUGUUAUUACCUGCCAGCUGUAUUUCCCUCAGGCGUGGAUUUUAAUUUGAUGCUUUUACAAUGGAAAGGUGCUGACUCACCGUAAACCCUGCAUGCUCGACACAACAUGCCCCAACCUUUUAUAAAUUUGCAGAACACCUUAGUUAUUAGUCACUUCUCAAGUCGGUGUAUUACUUCAAAAUAAUUAAAGCAGUGGGCCUAAACAUGUCCAUCUGCCUCACCCGUCUCUUUUCUCAGCAGCUCACUCAGAUUAACACCGUGGUGUGCCCCAAAUCAACAUGCUCCAGUGCUGCUUUCAGACUCCUACAGGAGAGGUCUGCUAGGUGUUGACCUCACGGGGUGCUUCCAACUGUCGAAUCAUGGGAAGGUGGUGACGGAAUUUAAACGAAAAGACGGGCCAUGAGGAGGUUUUUCCGCGGGCAGAGGGAUGAAGAUUAUGGUCAGAUCCAGUAUCUGACAGCCAAGUGCACACGUUUGGCUCGAGACAAAGCUGUGUCAGACAGGGAGGUCCUGUUGUUCAGGGAAAAGGAGAAGAAGCUGCAGAAUGACCUCCAAGCUGUGGCCGCUCAACUUUUCCACCUGGAGAAGAGCAACAUGGAGCUCAGGAGGACACAGGACCAGCUAAUCGGCACCAUUCACCAGCAGCAGGAGUUGGUGGAGUUGCUACAGCAGCGUGUGAUCAUCCUGGCAGGGGAGAGUGAGCGCGAUGCCGAGCUGCUGCGUCAAGUGUGCUCGGAACUGCUGUGCCUCCAGAGCUCCGAGGUGCGGCUGGAGGGCCUGGUGGAAGAGCUGCACUUGAGGGCCCACGGCGGGGACGAACAGAAUGAGGGCCUCCAGGCGGAGCUACAAAUUAAGACAGCGGAGUUGGAGCAGCUUCGUGACGCCAACAAGAUGCUGGCGGAGGAGCUGAUGGAUUUGCGUUUUACGCAUGAGGAACAGGUGAGAGCUCUGCGACGAGAAAAUGACGGUGGUGCGAGGAAGCUCCAGGAGACAUUGGAGCAGUUUGAGUGGCUGUGUCAUCAACAGCGCUCCUGGAUGGCGCGCGUCAAAAGCUUUAAAGACCAUAUUUUGAAGGAGAGGGAAGGUCUGCUUCAGCAGGUACACACACAGGAAAAUCAGGCGAAACAGUGGAAGAAGUCACGCGAUCAUGUGCGCCGACACUGCCCCCUAGAGGACCACGACUGCUGCAACAGCAGUCCAUCCUCAUGGGACACUAAAGAGGUGAGGUAUGAGGAGCGCCAUGAGCAGAGAGAAAGACAAUCUUGCUGGAGGAACAGGGACUGGUGGAGGGAAAAUGCGAGGAUGUAAGACAAUUCCAGCUGCUUGAAGACAUGAUUUCGAGACCAUUCAGUGAGGCUCAUCAGAAGACCAACGCAACCUGUUCCAGCAGCAUUUUUGACUUGCAAUUGGAAAUAAAUGAAUGCCUUAGAGGUUUGUCUAAGUCUUUAGUGUGCCGGUAAAUAUCAUCAGGUGUGCAACAAGAAAUUAUCCAAUUUCAGGUCAAUUGGUGCAAAAAUGAUUACCAACCUUUAUUCAUCUUUCUACAGAUGGCUUAUUAUUAAUGACUUGUGCUAAUCCCUUCUAGAGGGCUAAUUUUCAACAUCGUAAAUGCUUUUGAGGUAUCUCUUUCAAGAUAGAUGGUCCUUUGUCAUAUAUAUGCAAAAUUUGAGUGCAUCUUUCUCAUUGUUCGGGUCAGGCGUGGGCUGAUAUUAGAUUCUGACGGUAUGAAUCUGAUCACUGUGAGCAAAAGUAUUGCGGUAUCACAGUAUUAAAAUUGCAGCUUGAAAAAAAGGCCUUUUUUAAUAUUUGGGGAGAU
Messenger RNA from Hippocampus comes (tiger tail seahorse), 1852 nucleotides. Its product is annotated as cerebellar degeneration-related protein 2-like. Lineage: Eukaryota; Metazoa; Chordata; Actinopteri; Syngnathiformes; Syngnathidae. Bases 436 to 1344 code for a protein of 302 amino acids. The record is from RefSeq and is a predicted model, not a curated record. The transcript has 8 exons.